GGGGUGACGGCGGUGGCGGCGGCGGCGGCUCUGCCAGGUCCUGCCCGGAUCCCCGCCGCGGCCCCCCGCACACCAUGGCAGACCAUUCAUUCGUGACGCUCACCACAAAUGACACGUAUGUGAAAGGGGCACUUGUGCUGGGCUCUUCACUGCAGCUCCAUAGAACAACAAAGAAGUUAACUGUGCUCAUAACUCCUCAGGUCUCGGACUCGAUGAGGAAAGUUUUAGAAAAGAUCUAUGAUGAAGUCAUUUUGGUAGAUGUCUUGGACAGUGGGGAUUCCGCCCACCUAGCCUUAAUGAAAAGACCCGAGCUGGGCGUCACGUUAACAAAACUCCACUGCUGGUCCCUAACUCAGUAUUCAAAAUGUGUCUUCAUGGAUGCAGAUACACUGGUUUUGGCAAACAUUGAUGAAAUUUUUGAGAGAGAAGAGUUGUCCGCUGCCCCAGAUCCAGGCUGGCCUGACUGUUUCAAUUCAGGAGUCUUUGUUUAUCGGCCUUCCAUUGAGACCUACAACCAGCUGCUGCAGCAUGCUUCGGAGAAAGGCAGCUUUGAUGGUGGGGACCAGGGCUUAUUAAACACUUUUUUCAGCAACUGGGCAACAACAGAUAUCAACAAGCACCUGCCAUUUAUUUACAACUUAAGCAGCAUUUCUAUAUAUUCUUACCUCCCGGCAUUUAAAGCGUUUGGGGCAAACGCCAAAGUCGUGCAUUUCCUGGGCCGGAUCAAGCCGUGGAAUUACACGUACGACCCCAAGACGAAAAGCGUAAAAGACGAGAUGCAGGACCCCACGAUGAUUCACCCCGAGUUCCUCAACUUGUGGUGGGACAUUUUCACCACGCACAUUCUGCCCCUGCUCCAGCAGUACGGGGUGGUCAAGGACAGCGCCGCGGGCCUGAAGGCGCUGUCGGACUUGGUCUAUUCACUGGCUUUCUCUUGUGGCUUCUGUAGAGAGGAACGAGUCACGGAAGCCAUGUCGCACCUGUCCAUCGGCCCGGUCCCGGUUUCUCCGCCUCCCGCGCCGCCGUUUGUAUCCUCAGAAGAACGCAAAGAGCGGUGGGAGCAGGGGCAGGCCGACUACCUGGGAGCAGAUUCCUUCGACAACAUCAAGAGGAAACUGGACACUUACCUCCAGUAGACCCACUGGCGUUUCCCCCACCCGGACGUCGGCAAGCGGGGACUCGGUUCGGAUGUUUAGCGGCUAGGACGACAUUGAGUACGCCCCAUUACAAUCGCUAGUGGCUUGACUAAAAAAUUAUAUCUCCCGAAGGUCCGGCAGAACUACAGGUGAGGACCGGGCCCCUCCCGGGAGGGCGGCAUCCUUCCGUUGGACCAGUUAGCCGAUGGGUGCGGCUCCCUGUCCCCCCUCCUGUUCUCCCCAUUCAGUAACUGAGCUAAAAUAGAGGUCUGCCUGCCUAAAUUAAGUGCUGAUGUGUCCGUGAUUGAUUUGGACAGAGGCGAAAAGGCGUCGGACUGCCUCACUCAAAGGCUUUAACCUGUAGAGCUGGCCUUCGACCUCCCUUUAGAGCGGGGAAUGGCGUUAUUGCUUGGCUUGCUGAAUCCCGCACCAGACCUCCAUUUAAGGAUUGACCAGGAGCGGCUCCAGUGGUUCUCGUUCUGCCUUUAGGCAGAGGAACCGGCGUACACUCCCAGUGCUUAGAACAGUGCUUGGCACAUAGUAAGCGCUUAACAAGCACCGUCGUUAUCACCUCGCAGAUACAUCGGCCCACUGAGUCAACCUGCUGGGGCCCUGCUUUGUUUCUGGCAAUCCUGUGAUGGGAUAGCUUCACUUGGCUUCAACGUACAGGUCAGAUAGCAUGCUAGGAUGCUUUUGUUCAGUUCUGUAGCUCCUGGGGAGGGUAGUGAGUUUUCUGAAUGGUUCCCUGCCGUGGCACUGUGUAAGACAAAUAAAAACUCCGGGUGAA
Molecule: messenger RNA, 1923 nt
Organism: Tachyglossus aculeatus (Australian echidna)
Lineage: Eukaryota; Metazoa; Chordata; Mammalia; Monotremata; Tachyglossidae
Gene: GYG1
Product: glycogenin 1
Exons: 8
Coding region: 75-1136 (353 amino acids)
Cellular component (GO): cytoplasm
Molecular function (GO): glycosyltransferase activity
Source: RefSeq, a predicted model, not a curated record